Molecule: messenger RNA, 3094 nt
Organism: Nanorana parkeri
Lineage: Eukaryota; Metazoa; Chordata; Amphibia; Anura; Dicroglossidae
Gene: LIG1
Product: DNA ligase 1
Exons: 27
Coding region: 42-3011 (989 amino acids)
Biological process (GO): DNA recombination; DNA repair; Okazaki fragment processing involved in mitotic DNA replication
Cellular component (GO): nucleus; mitochondrion
Molecular function (GO): ATP binding; DNA binding; DNA ligase (ATP) activity
Source: RefSeq, a predicted model, not a curated record
UCUCUGGUUUCAGACCUUUUAUUCAUUGUUACUGUUUGAAGAUGCAGCGGUCAAUAAAGUCAUUUUUCCAGCCUAAACCAGGAGGGGCUAUAAAGAAGGAAGAGAAAAAAAAAGAUCAUGGUUCUCGAAAAGAGAAAUGUACUACUACCAGUAAAAAUGGCGGGGAACAUCCAUUAAAAGAGAGAAAUGGUACAACCCUGGUCAGUGAUUCCGAUUCUCCUGUAAAACGUAUUCCAAAGAAGAUUACACGGGUAUUGGACAGUGAUGAGGAAGAGACUAUGGAUUUUGAAACCACAGAACCCACAAAAGAUAAUUCUGAAGCAAGUCAAAAAGAAAAGCCAGCUACUCCACCAGUUGCUGUUUCAGGGGAAGGUGGAAAUGGGGAUUCCAGUGAAAAAUCCUCCAAUGCUGCUUCACCAGAUGCUUCUGUUACUGCUUCCAACAUUCCCAAACGCAAAACAGCUCGCAAGCAGAUAACCAAAAGAAAAUUAGAAAAUAUUUCAGAACAAGAUAAACAGGAUCAAGAGUUGAAUGACAAAGAGGCAACUGCCAAGCGUCAAAAGAAAGAGGCAGAUGAAGGAUUGUCUCCCAAGAACUCUGAAUCAGGCAAAGAGAGCGAACAAUGUGCCAUGGACACAUCACCUGAAAAGACAAAAACACCUGUUAAUAAAUCUGCAGUUAAGUCUGAACCUGAAGAAGAGACUGGACAAUGUACCACAGACUCAUCACCUAAAAAGACUGAAGAAAAAACAGGUGCAAGUCCAUCUUCUGGCAACUCAAAAAAGGGUAAAGGAAAGUCAGACAAAUUCUUUGAAAAGAAGGGUAAAAAAGUUUCAGAGAAAAAGACUAAAAAUCAAUCAUCUGAAAAAGAGAGUGAAGACAUGUCUGACAAACACUCAGAGGAAGAGAGUAAAGUCUCUGAAAAAACUUCUGAAAAAGAAGUUUCUGAAAAGACUACUGAGAAGUCCUCAGCUAACACUCCUGCAAAGCCCACCAAAAAUAUUUCAAGCUUCUUUGGAGCCACCAAGCAAGAUGUUGCAGACCAACAGGCAGAUUACAGUCCAUCAAAAAAUAGUUAUCAUCCAGUAAAUGAUGCCUGCUGGACUAAUGGCCAGAUGGUUCCAUACCUGGCAGUUGCACGCACCUUUGAAAUGAUUGAAGAUGAAUCUGCACGCUUAAAGAACAUAGAGACUCUUAGUAAUUUUCUGCGUUCUGUUAUCUGUCUGUCUCCGGGGGAUCUUUUGCCUUGUAUCUACCUCUGUUUGAACCGCUUGGGUCCUGCUUAUGAAGGGCUUGAACUUGGUUUAGGAGAAACUAUAUUAAUGAAAGCGAUUGCACAAGCGACUGGGCGUCAGUUAGAUAAAAUUAAAGCUGAGGCACAAGAAAAGGGGGAUCUUGGACUUGUUGCGGAGAGCAGCCGAAGUAACCAGCGCACCAUGUUCACACCACCAAAACUUACUGUUUUGGGCGUCUUUAACAAGCUGAAAGAGAUUGCCAAGAUGACUGGUAAUGCUUCUAUGAAUAAGAAAAUUGAUGUCAUUAAAGGCUUGUUUGUGGCAUGCAGGCAUUCUGAAGCACGUUACAUUGCUAGAUCUUUAGGAGGAAAACUUCGAAUAGGAUUGGCGGAGCUAUCUGUUCUGGCAGCUAUCUCACAGGCUGUGUGCCUUACACCACCAGGCCAAGAGUUUCCACCUGCUGUGAUAGAUGCCUCAAAGGGGAUGAGCACAGAGGCUAAAAAAGCAUGGAUUGAGGAGCAUUCUUUGAUCCUGAAGCAGACAUUCUGUGAGUUACCAAACUAUGAUGCCGUUAUUCCAGCACUUCUGAAGCAUGGAAUUAAGGAGCUUCCCCAACAUUGCCACCUUACUCCAGGGGUCCCAUUAAAGCCAAUGUUGGCACACCCGACUAAGGGAGUUGGUGAAGUGCUGAAGAGGUUUGAAGAAGCUGCUUUUACCUCUGAAUAUAAAUAUGAUGGAGAGCGUGCACAGAUACAUAUUCUGGAGAAUGGAGAAGUGCACGUAUACAGCAGAAAUCAGGAAAACAAUACAUCAAAAUAUCCGGACAUAAUCGGCAGAAUUCCCAAGGUAAAGAAAGACAGUGUAAAGUCUUGUAUCAUUGAUUCAGAGGCUGUUGCAUGGGACCCACAGAAAAAGCAGAUCCAGCCCUUCCAAGUGCUCACUACUAGAAAACGAAAGGAUGUGGAAGCUUCAGAAAUAAAAGUCCAAGUGUGUGUGUAUGCUUUUGACAUGCUGUAUUUAAAUGGAGAGUCUCUAGUUAGAGAACCAUUUUCUAGAAGACGCCAGCUACUAAGAGAGUCUUUUCAAGAGGUGGAAGGAGAAUUCAUGUUUGCUACAUAUAUGGACACAUCAAACACAGAUGAAAUAUCAGAGUUUCUUGAUCAGUCAAUUAAAGAUUCUUGUGAAGGCCUGAUGGUAAAAACUCUAGAGGAGAAUGCCACAUAUGAAAUUGCAAAGCGUUCCCACAAUUGGUUAAAGAUAAAGAAAGAUUACUUGGAGGGAUUAGGAGACACUUUGGAUCUGGUUGUUAUUGGUGCCUAUUUGGGGAAAGGAAAGCGAACUGGGAAAUAUGGAGGCUUUUUACUGGCAUCAUAUGAUGAAGAGAGUGAAGAAUAUCAGACGAUAUGCAAGAUUGGAACAGGUUUCACGGAUGAGGAUUUGGAAACCCACUACAAUUUCCUGAAGGACCAUGUCAUUGACGGAGCACGCAGCUACUACCGCUGGGACAGUUCAACACAGCCAGAUCACUGGCUUGAGCCUGUGCAAGUUUGGGAAGUGAAGUGUGCAGACCUUUCAAUCUCUCCUGUACAUAAAGCUGCACUAGGACUGGUGGAGGAUGAAAAGGGAAUUUCACUACGCUUCCCACGUUUUCUUCGAAUUCGAGAUGAUAAAAAGCCAGAAGAAGCUACAAACAGUUAUCAGGUUGCCGAGCUUUAUAAGAAACAACAACAAAUACAGAACACAUCUGCAGAGAAAGGAGAUGAUGAUUUCUACUAGAUUUGUGUAAAUAGUAAACCAUAUUGUUAUGGAAUAAAUAACUAAAUGUGAUUGCAGCAUGUAUGUAUGUUCAUGUACCACCA